This is a messenger RNA of Pogona vitticeps (central bearded dragon), 2001 nucleotides long. It is a transcript of the gene UBE2F, whose product is annotated as ubiquitin conjugating enzyme E2 F (putative). The record is from RefSeq and is a predicted model, not a curated record. Lineage: Eukaryota; Metazoa; Chordata; Lepidosauria; Squamata; Agamidae.
GAAUAUACUGUCAGUACUCGUUACGGAAGCCCCGCCUAUUUCUUUCACUUCCGGCUCAGGGCUUUUCCUGAAGGAAGAGAAGAAGAAGAAGAAGAAGAAGCCGGAGCCGACCGGGGAUGGUUCUGGCGGUGGCGCUAGCUUCUGGUGUGGGAGCCGCGACCUGACGUUUAGCCUGAAGGUAGCAGUAAUGCUAACACUGGCAAGCAAACUAAAGCGAGAUGAUGGUGUCAAGGGAUCGCGGACAUCCAACUCAACAUCUGAUUCUACUCGAAGAGUAUCAGUUAGAGAUAAAUUGCUUGUCAAAGAAGUUGCAGAACUUGAUGUAAAUUUACCUUGUACCUGUGAGGUGAAAUUCCCUGACCCAAAUAAGCUUCACUACUUUCUCCUAACUGUAAACCCAGACGAAGGUUAUUAUCAAAAUGGAACAUUUCAGUUUGAAAUUGAGGUACCUGAUGCCUAUAAUAUGGUGCCUCCCAAAGUAAAGUGUUUGACCAGAAUCUGGCAUCCCAACAUUACUGAGACAGGAGAAAUCUGUUUAAGUUUAUUGAGAGAACAUUCGAUUGAUGGUACUGGCUGGGCUCCAACCAGAACCUUAAAGGAUGUUGUUUGGGGAUUAAACUCAUUAUUUACUGAUCUCUUGAAUUUUGAUGAUCCUUUGAAUAUUGAAGCUGCAGAACAUCAUUUACGUGACAAGGAGGACUUCCGAACUAAAGUUGAAGAUUACAUUAAACGCUAUGCAAGAUGAUGAAGGGAGAUGGAUGGCAGGACCAUGGAUUGUGUAUGCAAUGUUGACUUGAUAACUUCUAGGCAACAAAACACCUGGAAUGUACUCGUCCUGUGUCCAUGUUCUUCUGAAGACGAAAACAAGCUUCAUAAAAGUCCAUGUGAAAUGGAAAGUUCACUGUCAAUACAGCAAGAAAAUUGUGUACGUUGGUUGAAAAAAAAAGUUUGCUUAACUCCUAACUAUGUUUUCUCUUCUGAAAUUGUACUGUAUAUCCAGAAUUGAGAUAUGCUUGAGACUUUAAAAAAAUCACUAAGGCUAUUUACACAAUUUAGAAUUUUCUUCAUGGCUAGAGAAAAUGAAUGGUAUGUUUACUGGAACACUUAAAAAUUGGCAAUAGAAAUGGUCUUCAUAAGAACCAAAACAUAGAAAUACAUGCCUUUGCAAGUACUGAAGUAAGACAAUAUCUGCAUUGAGCAAAGGUAAUUACAUGAAGUUACACCUUCUGUUGAAGUUCUUCUGUUUAAUUUAAAAUUGCUGCUUUCUAUUCAUCUUUUGCCUACAGUAUUUUUAGUUUGCAUUUACUGUUCAAGGCACUUACUGAAGCCAAGGCUGAUUCGCUAGCCUACUUCCAAAUGUAGUGUAUCAUUUGAAACACACACACACACACACACAUUUGACAUGCAAUGAAAGGGAAAGUAGUUAUUUUUAAAUAAUACCUUUUAAACUUUUAGAUUCUGCUGUAGGGAUUUGAUAUUUCAGACUGUUAUGUAAAAAAAAAAGUAAAUGUGAAGUUUCAAAUAAUCACUUGGGAGAACAAUCCAAAGCUCCAGAAGCUAAUCCACAUGAGUCAUUCAGUGCACAUUGCAAGUGUGUUAUGACACUCACGGAAGCCAAACCUUUUGUGGCAAAGGUAGGGUGUAUGGAGAGUGGUUUUAAAGCCUAUUUAGCUAGCUAGCUUUAUAUCAAAGAAUGUAUAUAUGAGAUUGCAAAGGGACAGAGGCACAUGUACCUCAGGAACCAGUUUGAAGCAAAUGCCACAUACAACAACGUGUGCUUAUUGUUUUGCCCUAGUUCUUCCUAAUAUGUUAAUCAUAAUUUAUGCCCAAUAUUGGUUCUGUGUUUGACCUGGGAUUCAGUGGGGAGAGAGAGAGAGAGAGCCAUGGUCAUCAAAUAAUAUUAUUUAAGAUUCAUACAGCAGAAGUGAAAUGUGUUAUUAAUUACCAUGAUAAAUUACCACCAAAGCCUAAAAUGAAUAAAUGUUUGUGUAGUUUCAUACA